Messenger RNA from Magnolia sinica, 1717 nucleotides. Its product is annotated as RHOMBOID-like protein 5. The record is from RefSeq and is a predicted model, not a curated record. Bases 319 to 1248 code for a protein of 309 amino acids. Gene Ontology annotation, molecular function: serine-type endopeptidase activity. Gene Ontology annotation, biological process: proteolysis. Gene Ontology annotation, cellular component: membrane. Lineage: Eukaryota; Viridiplantae; Streptophyta; Magnoliopsida; Magnoliales; Magnoliaceae. The transcript is spliced from 6 exons.
CUAGAAUAUCGUCAGGUGGGCCCUGCGUAUUAUCCAUCACACUCAUCCGAGUAUCAAAGAUUUUCUCAAAAGCCAGGAUGUUUUCAUCAUUUGAAAGAAAGUCGAAGGCUUAUUUCGUAAAUUUACAGCAAUUCCCGCGCAGGACUCGCUCUCAGGCACUCCCACACCCGUCCGUUGCUCCCAUCCAUUGAGUCCCUCAACCCCCGAAAACAUGCACUGCCUGAUUCCCGCCCAUCCUCCUUCUCCCCGGUGCACGGUAGCAGCGGCACUCGUCGGGACGGCAAUCGGCGUACUGCGCACCCCUCCCCCAUUCCAGUGAUGGGGAAGAGACCUCCAUCACCCUCCGCCAUCAUCGAGUUGGGGCCGCAGUCCCUGCCUCCUCCCCAUCCGUCCUACACCCCGCACGUGCCGCAGGAGCCAUGGACCCCCUGGCUGGUUCCCAUCUUCGUGAUCGUGAACCUGGUGGCUUUUGGGCUGACCAUGUACGUUAACGACUGUCCGUCCACGACUGGGGCCCAUUCCUGCCUCUUCUCAUCUCCCCUUGGCAGGUUCUCCUUCGAGCCCCUCUCCGUCAACCCCCUCUUCGGCCCUUCCCUUGAAACAUUAGAUCAAAUGGGAGCUCUCGAUUGGAAGAAAGUGGUAAAGGAAGGUGAAGGAUGGCGCCUGAUCUCUUGCAUAUGGCUACAUGCUGGAGUUAUCCACUUGCUUGCUAAUAUGUUGAGCCUUUUGUUCAUUGGCAUUCGACUUGAGCAAGAAUUUGGUUUUUUGAGAAUAGGGCUUUUAUACACGCUUUCUGGUUUUGGUGGGAGUUUGUCAUCUUCUCUUUCCUCCCAAAUUCAUAGAUCUAUAUCGGUUGGUGCAUCGGGUGCACUUUUUGGUUUGUUAGGAGCCAUGCUUUCUGAGCUCAUCACAAAUUGGACAAUCUAUGCAAAUAAGUUUGCAGCGCUUUUAACUCUUGUGAUUAUAAUUGCCAUCAAUUUGGCAGUUGGACUUGUCCCUCAUGUGGACAGUUCCGCUCACAUUGGAGGGUUCAUUUCAGGGUUUCUCCUUGGAUUUAUUCUUCUGAUUCGUCCUCAGUUUGGAUGGGUCAGCCGGAAGCACAUUCCCCCGGGAUAUAACAUGGACCUUGUGAAACCAAAGCACAAGGUCUAUCAGUAUCUGCUGUGGUUUACAGCUUUUGUCCUCUUACUGGCUGGGUAUGCAGGCGGCUUGGUUAAGCUCUUCGAUGUGGGCCCGUACGCGUAUUGAUUAUGUUAUGCUACAGUACUGACUGCUUCAACUGCUGUUGCUUUUUUAAGCCCUGCUCUUAUUUCUAAGAGUUGCAGAACUCGAAGACAUCGAUCCAUCCUUCUAUCUAUCAGUGGCCGAAGGACUCGGAGAUAAAAGAUUGAAACUGCAGUUCUAACUGUUUAAAAGAUGAAUGUAGGGGUAUGGUGCUGAAGACAAUUGACUCUGUCGCAUGGGAAUGAACUGAAGCCAAACCCCACUAAUGGAAAACUGUUACAGGUGAAAUGCAUUGGAUGGCCAGAUUGCAAUCCAAUGCAAUACAAGAAUCAUAUGGGAUGACAUUAGCUUAUCAAGUAAUUAUUUAUUCUUCAUUUUGUUUCUGCGGCAGUGUAGUUUGUAGAUUACUUGCCUUGCGAAGCUUCCCUUCCAAGAGGUUUGAGUUUUUCCCUUUUCUUUUCUCACAGAAAUCAACCGAGCGUGCCAUUUUCAA